GUUAGCUCGAGUCGGGAGUAGUGCUGGGUAGUGACAGUCCGGCCGGAGGCGGGGAGAGCUGGGAGAUCCAGAAACAUUUCCAUGUUUGUAUCAGCUCGGGAAUCCAACCAAGAUGUCUGUUGAUGAAGAUACAGUUAAAACUGGUAGUCCGCAGGCCAGCUCAGCUUCAACUCUGCAGCUUUCUGAAUGUACUGGAAGUUACAGCAAUAUAUCUGUGAUGAUGGAGGGUACAGCAGCCACCCCAGACUUAGCAGCUGCUUGUCCUGUCCUGGGAACGACGGCUUCACAGAAACACACCAGCACAACUGACACUCUCACGCAGUCAGAGAACGCUGGACAGAGCGCCGGAGCGAAUGAGGAUAACAUCAAUCGCAGGAACAACUUUCAUCAUUCCAAACAGCAGCAGCAAACAAAGGUUACAAAACGCCGCAACACAUCAAACUCUAGUUUCAAGCAUCCCACAUUUGGCAAGAGGAGACGAAGGGCCAACUCAGAGAGUGACUCCGUCCUGCCCACCAACUUCCUCUUGGGUGGAAACAUUUUUGACCCGCUGAAUCUCAACAGUCUGCUGGACGAGGAGGUCAACAGGGCACUGAAUGCAGAGACGCCCAAAUCCUCCCCACUGCCAGCCAAAAGUCGAGACCCCGUGGAGAUCCUCAUCCCCAGAGACAUCACGGAUCCGCUGAACCUGAACAGCGGGAUAGCAGACAGCAGUUUUCUGGUGUCCCCAUACAAGAGUGGUGGGAGGAAGAGACACCGCAACAGACACCAUGGGGGAGGGGGGGGGGGAGGUGGUGGGAUUUCAACCACGCAGAUCAACCUCUCAGAAUCAGGAAAAAGUGAGGUUAAAACCGGCGCGUCCACGCCACUUCCAGGUAUGUUUGCGUCACGCUCUGCACUAGAUGUCUCCAAAGAGUCCGACAAUUUCUCCAGUGUCACCGGGGAUUCCCAUGAGCACUCAGCCGACAACUCAGCCAGCUGCAAGGAGGAGUUGUCAUCUGUAUCGAUGGAGGAUUCCUCUCUCUCCAUAUCAGGGGGAACAAACCAGCACACAAGCAGACGCAAGCGAAGGCGCAACUCUGGCAAAAUGGACACUCCUGUGACUCAUUCUACCCCCAUAGGAAAGUCAGGAUUUGGAGAGAGGAGUUGUGGUACUACAGGGGCACCAAGGAAUUCUCAGUCCUUCCACACACCAAGGACUGGUCCCAAAUCUGGGUCAGGAGGUCGUCAGCACCAGCAGAUGUACGACCAGGCAAAAGACCAACAGAAAAAGAAGUUCCAGUAUGGAAACUAUAACAAGUAUUAUGGCUAUCGCAACCCAGGAGCAAGUGAGGACCCACGGAUACGUGUGUUUCGCCCUGAAUGGUUUGAAGGUAAAGAUGUACUCGAUUUGGGGUGUAACUCAGGCCAUCUAACACUAUAUAUUGCCAAAAUGCUAAGACCUGCCCGCAUAUUGGGUCUUGAUAUUGACAGUGGCUUGGUACAUGCAGCCCGUAAGAACAUCAGGCAUUAUCUGUCUGAGCUGCAGACCCAAGAGGCCAGGCGUGCAACGCAGGAGAAAAAGAGCACUGAACAGGAGGAGGAGAGGAAUGGAAAUGCGAGUCACACAGGCAGUGAAAAGAAGCACAAUGACACUGAGAGCAGGGAUGAAAAUGGGAAACCAGUGAAAGGAGAAUGUGGCCCUGCACAGGCUGUAAAUGACAAUGACUCCUGUCACACACAUGAGACAGGGACCCAGAGGCUGGACAGCAAAGCAGAGGAAAUGGAGCAGGAAGAUGGUGAUUCACCACCCACUGAUCGCUCUGUGAGCUGCACUUUUCCUGUGUCCCUACGGAUCUCCAGGGGGCCCAUCGCUGCACCUCCACUAACAGAAACACCCAGCACAAGGCCUGGGGAGUUCCCCUCAAAUGUGUCCUUUGUCAAGGCCAAUUAUGUACUGGAGAACGAUAAUCUUCUUUUGACUCAGCGGCCAGAGUACGAUGUGAUCUUGUGCCUGAGCGUCUCCAAAUGGGUUCACCUGAACUGGGGGGACAGUGGCCUCAAACGGCUCUUCAAGAGAGUCUACAGACAUCUCCGUCCUGGAGGCAAGUUCAUCCUGGAGCCGCAGCCCUGGGAGUCGUACGUGAGGAGGAAGAAGCUGACUGAUAAUAUUAGCAGGAAUUAUCACAGCAUCUGUCUGAAACCUGACCAGUUUUCAUCGUACCUUACAAAUGAGGUGGGCUUCACCAGUUUUGAGCACCUUGGGGCCCCCAAGUGUUCAAUAAGAGGUUUUCAGAGGCCAAUCUACUUAUUUCACAAAUGACCGCUUCUGCCUUGGAGAUCAUUGAAUGUGAGUAGCCUAAACCGCAACCAUACAUACAAACCAGCCAGCAGCCCCGGACUGUAAGGAAUCAUCUGAACAGUUACUCCAGCUUUUCAGAUGCUACAGAGGAAAUUCAUAAAGGAGAAUAGGACCAAAAGUGGGAUUAAUUUCGUAAAGAUGAGCUCGGUCAAGAAGAAGCACCUAUCAGAAUCAUUUGUCACUACAAGUAUAUUGAAAAAGUAUGGAGUGAACUCCGAUAAGACUCUUCAGUGUAUGACCUGGAGCCAAACAUCAUACUUUGGCUCCAGACUGCAGAAGAGGUGCUCAGCUGAUCAUUUCUUUGGACUGUCCCAGUGCUAAUGAUGCCCCAGUUUGAUGCACGGCCAUAACAUGUGUUUGAAUAUCUCUGUCCAUAUAUCUUUACUUUUAUAACUGUGUUCUGUGCCACCAUAUCACCAUACAUCAUACAUAUUAGGGUUGGUUGAUCGGGCAGAAUUUUCCAGUGCGCCAACACAUCUGCAGAAGUGCAGUAUACCACUGGAUUAUAAAGCAAUUGAACAGAUCAUAUACAGACAUGAUGUGUCUUGAUAAGUCACACUGGAGGGCAGGUGGUUUAUUCUAUGCUGUGGAGAUAACCUGCGCUGUAAAUAUUGCUGGUUACUAAUGGCUUUGAAAUCCUGCCCUUGGAGGUUAAAAAAUUUGCAGCCACAAAUCCGGUAAAGGUAGAUGCAUAAUUGCACACAGACUUUGGGGAUUUUUAAAUUGGCUAAAUAAGAUCCACCAGCCUUAAAUUCAUUGUACCACUAAUAGCUGAGGUUUUUUCCCCAUCUCCCAACCCUAAUAUAUAGUUUGUUUUGUCAUAAUUUUGCAAAAUAGGCCUUAAAGCUGAAUAAACUUGAACCUGUUACAGAGCUCCUAAAAUGUCUAACAUUUUGCAAUGAGUAUAACAAAGUUCCUAAAUUACACAAACCAAUGAUCCAUGAUGACGAAAGUGUUCUUGGAACAACAAACAUCCAGCGAAAUACUGAAUGUUAAACCCUACUGUAAGUGUACAGCUGAGAUGUUUUCAAGAUGCUUUUUUUGUGACACCCUUAACGAUGCAGUUAUCAGAUAUUGGAUUUAUUAUUUUAAUAUGGACAACAGACUCACUACCAUUUGGAGGAAAACUUAUUAUGCCAACUCAAACCUGAAAAGUGCAAGUUGGAAAAUCAGAUCAAAUCAGUCUAAAUUUUGAAAAAAACAUUUUAGGCUGUUUUAAGUGUUUCUAGAAAUCUUGAGGCCUGUGUAAUUUACUUUGGGUUUGAACAGCAAAUCACUUCAUUGGUUCUUUAAGCCCUUUUCAUGCUCUGUGCUAAUGGUAGGGGGCACAUUUGAGCUAUGUUGACACUCAGCUUUUGGCACAGCUCAAGAUAAUUCAGCACACAGACUAUGAGGACUAUUUUGCAAGGUGAAUCUUUAGCAUGCAGUGAUUUUUUUUAUUUUUUUAUAUGACAGUUAAGCCAUAGCUCUACCUUUUAUACUGUAUGUUGUUUACAGUGUCCUCUUUGAGGUUCUGAUGGACAAUAUAAUUGAGUGUAGAAUUUAAGUUGCAAAGGACCUAUAAUUAAUGAUAUGACUCAAGUUACGACAGCCUCUUUAAUACGGUGUCUGACACAUGCAUCAGUACUGGAUUCAAACAACAUCAUAAGUACUUUUCUAGCACAUGACUCAACUUUGGUAAUACAUUAUUCUUAAAAAGACUGAAAUAUAACAAUAUGACUUUUUUAUACCAAAUUUAGAUCGUAAUAUGCUGUUUAUAUUGAAGCACUCCCAAAAUAUGUUAUGGGUCUUUUGCUCUUGAAUUUGAUGAAUAUGCCAUCAUCAUCUUUGUCUUUUACCCAUUGAGGACACAAACAGUUAUGAGUUACAGGUAGUCAUUCUUUUGUGAUUGUAUCUUUAUUGGUGUGCACUGCUCAUCUACAACCCUUCAUCCUGAGCGACUGGUGCACAAAAUCAUUUUUUUAGGUGACAGCAUUUGGCAUACAAGGGUAGGAGAUGAUGGAAUAGAUGGAUGAUGUAUGUUUCUAUUUUUUGUAACUGAUCAAUGUAAAUAAUUUGCAAAUUUUGUUUUACUGUUGUCAAUAUUAAGUUCAUAACUGCUUUUGUCAUUUUCUAGUUGAUUUUUUGUUUUUGUUUUUUGUCUUUUGUUUUCAGAUGUUUGCUGCCAAUUUGUGAGUCACAGGAGUUUUUGUCCUAAAAUGGACUGCUAAUCCAACUCCGUAACAACAAAUGAAUAUGUACAUUGCAAUGUUCUGAUGUGUUUGCUUUGUUCUCUCCUGGCAGGCACACGGGUUGUUAGAUUAGCUCUUUAUUUUUUUUAUAAACAGUUUGAAAGGAGUGUUGGUGUCAAUGCACUGUCAAAUGACUUUAUUUGACGUGCUUUAGACAUUUUCAAAUUCUUCAAAAUAGAAAAAAAAAUUAAAUACUUUUUCCAUCAAACUUUUUAUAGCAAGUCGUGGAACACUGAUUAACCCACAAAAUGAAGCUUCAGGUUACAUUUUGAAUUGAAAGUGAAUUGGCCUCAGCCUCAGUUCGUCCAUCAGACAGAUGGCACCAAAUCACACCUUUCUCCUAAGCUAAGACAAUCGGAUUCUCAGGCUUAGAUCAGGCCACUGCUGUAAUUCCAAGGGCAUUUUUCCUUUUUGCAUUAUUAAGUAAAGUUUGCAGGUCGCAUAAUGAGCAUUUUAUUUGAGAAGCAAAAUUGUUUAAUGUGCGCUGUAGUGUUUUGCCACCAAUGUUACAGAAGACUGAUUUUAACCUAACAGGCCUGACUUGUACGUCCAGGUAUCCAAGCUAAAGCAUGUCUUUGCUGGAGAUGUGAAAUUAUAUGUUGUCAUAUAUAGUGUUGUAUAAAAUCUUUGUACUCUCCUUGAGGUUUUGCACAAAGUUGUGCACAGUUGAUGUUGUGAUUUUUCAUUUUUCAUGAAAUUGAAAUGCACAAAAGUUAGGGUAUAAACCACCGCUUUUCGAUAUGGUUGUAUACCAGUGGGGAAUAUUACCAUUGCUGUUACAUAACUUAUGAUGCUCAUUUCAGGAUAAAAUAGAGAACAAUACACUUCUGUGCAAUAUUUGCCUUUUUUAAAUUGUAAUUCUGUCCUUAUAGUCAAGAUAAAAAACGUUACUGUAAGUCACUGGAGUCAAGUGUAAGGUAGACUGAAAUUCAGAAAAUUGUUUUGAAUGUUAAAGGUUUGCAUCCAUGGUAUGAGUAGAUACAUUGCAGUUAAAACACUGGAAAGCAGUGAUUGCAUUUACAAAAUUUUGUUCAUUUUUAUGUAUUUAUAUUUACUUAUUUCUAUUUCAAGACCAGUCCUGUCCUAGGAAGAGGUUCAUUGAUAACAAUAUUUGGUUUACUGAGAGAGAGCACUAAAACCACAGGUGAAUUUUUUUAGAAGCAGUAUUGGUGCAAUUUUAAUGGCAACUAUUCUACUCAUACAUUGGAAACAUGUGGCUACAGCUUCAGUAUAGGAUCUGAGCAGCAUCAGCUAUGAAAUAUUGGUAAAACAUUUGUCAGAGACACAAUGAAGCCCUGACAAAAUAAUGGUCGUACUUACUUUUGCGCAGCCACCUCUCAUCAGUGUGACAUUUUCUAAUAGUACAUCAAAUUGUUCUAUGACUGUAAUGCAAUGUCUUAAACUGGAUGUCUUAUACAAAAAUGUGAAUCUUUUUGUAGCACAACAAAUGCAUAAACUCAAGGAGCGUGUACAUUUUAACGGCACUAUAAUUCACCUCUCUGUGUUGAAUUUGCACUGAUAUGACUUGAGGGAAUUCAACUAGUUUAGUACAUUUUUGCAGUUAAAGUUGAUGUUUUACAUGUACCUUAACGAACUAGAAAUCAGUUUUCUGGAAAAACUGUUGGAAUAAAAUACCCCCUCUGUCAGGGAAGCUUUUAAUUUUUAUGCCUCUGAACAACAAAAUAUAUCUGAAUGUUUCUCUGUGUUUAACAUUUUAAUUGAUUAAAAGUGGU
Scomber scombrus (Atlantic mackerel) is the source of this 6305-nucleotide messenger RNA. It is a transcript of the gene mepcea, whose product is annotated as methylphosphate capping enzyme a. Bases 113 to 2302 code for a protein of 729 amino acids. The transcript has 5 exons. Gene Ontology annotation, biological process: snRNA modification. NCBI's taxonomy places the organism in Eukaryota, Metazoa, Chordata, Actinopteri, Scombriformes, Scombridae. The record is from RefSeq and is a predicted model, not a curated record. Gene Ontology annotation, molecular function: O-methyltransferase activity; snRNA binding; RNA methyltransferase activity.